Messenger RNA from Cololabis saira (Pacific saury), 3620 nucleotides. RefSeq names its product cell division cycle 34 homolog (S. cerevisiae) a (gene cdc34a). Gene Ontology annotation, molecular function: ubiquitin conjugating enzyme activity. Gene Ontology annotation, biological process: protein polyubiquitination; ubiquitin-dependent protein catabolic process. The transcript is spliced from 5 exons. Bases 256 to 981 code for a protein of 241 amino acids. Lineage: Eukaryota; Metazoa; Chordata; Actinopteri; Beloniformes; Belonidae. The record is from RefSeq and is a predicted model, not a curated record.
UUGGAGGAGGCUGAUGUCGGCAGGAGAAGCUCAGCUCCUCCGGAUCGCUCACAAUAACAGAGGAAGGCGCACAACUACCGACCAAUUAAAGCCCGGCCGUUGCGACUUUAGAUCCUGUUUUUGAAGACAAACAAACGGAAACUAAGUACGCCGGUUCCUGCUCGACGGGGCUCGGCUGUCGUCUCUCCGACCUAGCUUUGUCCUCCGCAGCUGUGUCGGGUCGCUGCUAAACUAACACUAACAUAAGAGCGGAAUAUGGCUCAGCAUGGACAUCAUGUAGCCAGCUCACAGAAAGCACUGAUGCUGGAGAUGAAGAGUCUCCAGGACGAGCCGGUGGAAGGGUUCAAGAUAACUUUGGUGGACGAGUCGGACAUGUACAACUGGGAAGUGGCGAUCUUCGGACCGCCGAACACGCACUACGAGGGGGGGUAUUUUAAGGCUCGGAUCAAGUUUCCUGUCGACUAUCCGUAUUCUCCACCUGCUUUCCGCUUCCUCACCAAAAUGUGGCACCCCAACAUUUAUGAGAACGGGGAUGUGUGUAUCUCGAUUCUCCAUCCACCAGUGGAUGACCCACAGAGCGGCGAGCUGCCUUCAGAGAGGUGGAACCCCACACAGAAUGUUAGGACCAUCCUGCUUAGUGUCAUCUCCCUGCUCAACGAGCCCAACACAUUUUCUCCAGCCAAUGUAGACGCGUCCGUCAUGUACCGCAAGUGGAGGGACAGCAAAGGCAAGGACAGGGAAUACAUCGAGAUCAUCAGGAAGCAGGUGCUGGCUACCAAAGCUGAAGCAGACCGCGACGGAGUCAAAGUUCCUGUCACGUUAGACGAGUACUGUGUUCGCACCCAAGUCCCACCCACAGACGACGGCUCCAACCUCUUAUACGACGACUACUAUGACGACGAGGAGCUGGACGAGGACGACGAGGACGAGAAUGAAGACUGUUGCUAUGAUGAGGAUGACUCUGGCACCGAGGACUCAUGACCAGCUCCCUGUGAUGUCACCCACGCCGCCUUCUCCUCACCCCUGGCCACAUUUUAUUCUCACCCACAUACAUGUUGCUUUUUUUUUUUGGUCAUGGACUGAACUUUAACCCCCUCCUCCUUUCUUCUAAAUCCUCACCUACCAUGGGCCCCCCGUCCACCCUCCCACACGUGCAGUCGCCAUAAACACACUAAAGCCUGAUGCAUCGAAGAAAAGGGAACAAAAAAAGCUGCAGAGUUGUUUUUGGUUCUUUCUCACAUGUUAUCUUUUGCUUUAAAAAAAAAAAGGUCUAAAUUUAGGUUACGCAAAUUAAAACAGCAGGAUUACUAAAGUUAUACUUUGAGUUUUCCCUCAUCUUCUAGUCAUUAGUUGCACUGCUACGCCCCAAUUUUUAAGAAAAAAAAAAUCUUUGCAAGCUUUUUAGCUCCACAACCUAGUUCUUCCACAGAUAUUGAGCAGAUAACAGCUUUAUUGCCCAUGUUUCUCUUCUGCUCAACAGUGGACACUUCUUUUUGCAUCAUCAUUAGGCAGGAAUGUAACGACAGAGAUCAGAUCACUGUAGAAGAAGAAGAAGAAAGAAUCUGCAAAGAAAGGCGACGAAUGAACAAUGCUACACAGUUUUGCAUUUGCAGGAAAAAAAGCUGCUCAUUUCUGUCUCUGAGCCAUGUGUUUGACCCGCAGGCUGCCAUGCUUCACCUCUGACCUUUUUAAAGCAGCAGAGUUCACGCUGCGCCAAGCAGGGACGUCAUCCGUUUCAAAAGGCCGCUCACACUCCCUUGUGCCUUCCUUUUUCCAUAACAUCUCGGAUCUCAGAGACUGGCGGCCCAGUCAAAGCUCCUUCAAGCCCGACACAUAGAGGUGGCAGAGGACAAUGUUCAGGCUCACAGUAAAGGGUGCAAAUAUUGCCAAAUUGAUUGAACAGCUCUCUGCUUAUUCAUAACAGCACCUGUCAGAUAUGUCAGGGGUGUGAGUGAGAGAGGUAAAAUCCAACAGCUGCUCAAAAGAAAGGAAUGUAGACCAAAUGUUCUUACUGCCACACAGCCUUCACCAUUCAAGCACAUGCUGCUAUAAGCCUGGAUGCAUUAAAAAAAAAAAAAGAAAAAAAUUAAGCCUACUGCUGCUCAUGAAAUCCAAUUUACUGUAUUUAAAAGAAUAGAGAAGACAAAACUAUGCAGUCAGUGUUUGUACUUUUUUUUUCUUUCUUUUUUUUUUUGAAACUUGCUUUGCUUAAAACCUGGCAGCAAAACUGAGUCCUGCAACAGUGUGAACAGUAAAGCAGCUUGAGAUCUCAGUGCAUCUGUGAGAGGUUUGUAGUGGCUGUGUCAUCGGCUAGAGGUGGACGUGCGCAGCUCUGUCCGGUUUUGUUUGUCUGUGGUUUGUGAAUCUAGUUCAGUAGCACAAAUAUCCACAGCAGGGGAGUUGCAUUAUACACCAAGCUUUAUAGAGUUUGCCCCCUACUGGUGGAUGCAUGUACAAACAAGGAUUUUACUCUGAAAUGCAAAGCUGCAAUGCAGCCAUCUUGACUUGCCAGAAUCCGUGAACCCUGUUACCUCGGAGGAGAUCAGGUGCCGGUGUGAGUGAUUCAGUUGAAUGGAAAAUGGCCUAAUGAAUAUGUAGACCAAGGGGUUUUAUUUUCAGCCUAUUGUGCGCCGUCAGAUGCCCUCCUCCCGCCACCAACCUAGAGGUCUCCAUUGCGCACUUAUAUUACCACAGUCCAGCAGUAUUUAAAUGAAAUGUUCAACAUCACUGUAACCCCGUUUCUUCUGUGUGAAUAUUCAGUGAUGAUCAUGUGCGUGUAAGGAAAGAGGAAGCACAAACUGGGAAGGCUGUGGGCAAGGGUUCGUCUCUGAGCAUGAGCAGGAAAAUGUGGUCUUUCACUCGCAUGUUUAUGUAUUUGUGGUUUUAGAUCUGCUAGAAGGGGCUUAGAGUGUGUUGGGGUUUGUUUUUUGUUUUUUUUUUCUCUGCAAUUAUGACUUAUUUCCUAAUUGUGGUGUGAGCUGCAAUGUUUUCUUAUGUAUUAGGGGUUAUUGGCUUGACUGUUAAGAUGCCACAGUUGUACAUGGAGGAAUGGCAACAUGUAUACGAUUAUCGACAUAAAUGUUCUUCUGAAACUAACAUCACACUCUGUCAUGCACCAUCAGUUCUGGGUAAUUGACCAGUGUCCAGGAUAUGGUCUAUGAAUGACACCCCCCUCCCCUGCUUUUUCUGUUUUUCUUUAGUUGUUAAAGGUUUUGGGAGAAUGGGAUUUACCAUUUUGUCAGACUACUGUUUGUGUAGUCCUUGCUCCGCCUUCACCCACCCUGAGUUCAUUGAGCUCAGAUAGGUGGCAGCAUCACUGAGAGGAAAACCCAGCAGUUCAGAAAACAACAAGAACCUCAUGGAGAGGGAAAAAAGAAAGCAAACCAAGAUAAAAAAUCCUUUUCCAGCUGAGUGAACCUAACCCGGGGGGAGGACUUGCCUUUUGGCUUCAAAGGACUGUUUACAAUCUCUACCUUGAUAUGCACAUGUGGAUAUUUUGACGAUCACUUGAUGUGUUUUUUUUUUCUUCUUUCUUUCUUUCCUGUUUAUAUUUUCCUUUUUUUUUCUUAUGGUUUGUAAAACUAUUUAAAAUCUGAAAUAAAGCUCUUUAUUAGAUGCUG